Messenger RNA from Saprolegnia diclina VS20, 708 nucleotides. RefSeq lists its product as hypothetical. The coding region runs from base 38 to 673 and encodes 211 amino acids. Lineage: Eukaryota; Oomycota; Saprolegniomycetes; Saprolegniales; Saprolegniaceae. The record is from RefSeq and is a predicted model, not a curated record. The transcript has a single exon.
CGACGAUCUUGAAGGGACACGAGAAAGGCGGCUGUUGAUGGAGCAGCACGGGGCCAACAGCGCGCGCAUCUUAGCCUCGCGCAUCCACGACCACUUUGAGCGCACGCGCCGUCGGAUGCCGUCGGUCGACACACCGAGCUUGGACCGACUCGAAGUGCUCAUCGUGCUCGAAGUGCGCGAACUUGUCAAGCACGUGGUUGCACUCCACGCGACGCUCGCGGCUGUCCCCCUCUACGAAGCAAAGCUCCGAGACGAGUGGAAAAGACAUGCUGCGCAGUACGAAUCCGAGAUUCGCGCGUGCAAAACGCAAGCCGAGGCGGCCCUCACCGCCGCCGCCGACCUCCGGCGCCAUAUCGAUCGCGUUCUACAUGCGAUGGCGACAGAGACGAUGCAGCUGCGUCAACAGUACGAGGCCGAGUGGGCCGCCCACCACGCAAAUGAGAUGUGCCGCGUCCUUGACGAGGCAGCGACGCGCGAACGCGAAACUCUCUUGCGCGGCCGCGACGCCAUGCAAGUAGCACUCACCGGCCUCCGGCGUCGCAUGGAGCAUCAAAAGAACGUGGCGCUUGAGCAGCAAGCGGCCGCGCUACGGCGACAUCAUCGAGCCCAGCAGGACCGUCGAACGCUCGAGCUAUCCACUCUUAUCGAAACACAUCCCCUUGUAUCGAUAUAAAACCAUCUAAAUUGUACACAAUUCAAAAACAAAUA